Messenger RNA from Phytophthora sojae, 1041 nucleotides. RefSeq lists its product as hypothetical. The transcript is spliced from 5 exons. Gene Ontology annotation, cellular component: plasma membrane; cytoplasm. NCBI's taxonomy places the organism in Eukaryota, Oomycota, Peronosporomycetes, Peronosporales, Peronosporaceae. The record is from RefSeq and is a predicted model, not a curated record. Gene Ontology annotation, biological process: transport. Bases 1 to 1041 code for a protein of 346 amino acids.
AUGACGGGCUCCUUGAUGACGAUGCCCAUGCUCAUCGUGAACAUGGGGGCCGAGAUGAUCUACGUGCUGGACCAGCGGCUGAAGGCCCAGAACAUCCCGCGCGACAAGAGCUCCAAAGUGCUCGAGGACAUCGUCAAGACCAUGUACAACGAGACGUUCAUGGCCGAGCUCUUCAAGCCGCACCGCAUGUACUCGAACGUGUCCACGCGCCAGAUCUUCGACCGCCUCGCGCACUCAUCCAUCAUGCGGCUCAACACCAACAGCAUGGACAAGCUCUACGACCUCAUGCGCAUGGGCUUCAAGUACCAGGUGCUGUCCUGCUCGUCCGCCGACGAGCUGCUGCAGGUGACCAUGAACCACCUGUCCAACACCAAGAACCUCGUCGAGUCGGCCGACGUCAAGCGCCUCGUGGACGAGACCAUCCAGCUCACGUCCGAGAACUUCGGCCGCAUGAGCCCCGCCGACUUCUACAUGCUCAAGCAGUACCUGUGCCGCUUCUUCCAGGACACGCGCAUUAAGGUGUCGCUCUUCCUGCAGAACGGCAUCCAGGGCAUGGACGGCACGCUGGCCAUCCACUACGAGGGCUUCACGGCCACGGGCGGCAAGGUUCCUGGCAUGACGCAGUACUUCGACGCGUCCGGCCGCGUGGAGGAGGAGGACUCAUUCGCCAUCGCCAGCGCCGACGGGUCCGUCGAGGCGCCCGAGGGCUCCGUGCUCGACCGCGGCCAGCUCAACGCGCACCUGGGCUUCAACAUGUACGAGGCCGACUCGAAAGACGGCAGCGGCGGCUUCUCGCGCUCCACACGCCAGCUCUUCGCCGACAGCAAACCUCGUGGGCGUAUCCGCGUCCGCGAAAGACGUCGAGGGGGACAACAAGGCGCUGCGCAUCAACCUAUCCCCACCAUCUGGAUCGACGCCGCCAGCGACCGCAAGAGCUCCACGGACGCCAUUCUGCGCGACUUCAAGCUGGACGACGACGGCGCCAAGCGCGAGAGCAAAGCGGGCGACGACCUGCUGGACCUCAUGGACUCGACCAGCUAA